Messenger RNA from Anopheles marshallii, 456 nucleotides. Its product is annotated as ribonuclease H2 subunit C. Gene Ontology annotation, biological process: RNA catabolic process. NCBI's taxonomy places the organism in Eukaryota, Metazoa, Arthropoda, Insecta, Diptera, Culicidae. The transcript has 2 exons. Gene Ontology annotation, cellular component: ribonuclease H2 complex. The coding region runs from base 1 to 456 and encodes 151 amino acids. The record is from RefSeq and is a predicted model, not a curated record.
AUGGCUAUUAAUUUGAAGUUGAGCUCGAAGGAUGUUGCAAACAGUUUGAAUAAACCGGCCAAGAUACAGUACAUCCCCGCUACGAUCAACGGUGACGGACCGGCUAAUCUGGAGCAGUUUUUUACACCAUACACCGAAACACAACCUGAUGGAACCCUGCACAACGCUCUUCGAGGAUAUCCGCUGCAGGGAAAAGUUACAACACUUCCGGAAGGUUACACGGGUGUAAUGUUUCAAGAGACGAAGAAACCACUCUCGGCCGAAGAUGAUCGGACGCUUACAUUUGCGGGAGCUUUUAGAGAAUUCACCUACUGGAAUUAUGACCGUAUUCCGUCGAGGAAUGAUCCAUUAGCUAAAGCACUUGUCUGGCUGCAACUGUCGGAAGUUCUACAUGGUGAUGCGGAUGAAGUUGAGGUAAAAAAUGAACAGACAGGGAAAAUUAAAAACGGCCACUGA